Penicillium oxalicum is the source of this 1122-nucleotide messenger RNA. RefSeq lists its product as uncharacterized. Gene Ontology annotation, biological process: triglyceride biosynthetic process. The transcript has 2 exons. Gene Ontology annotation, cellular component: endoplasmic reticulum membrane. Lineage: Eukaryota; Fungi; Ascomycota; Eurotiomycetes; Eurotiales; Aspergillaceae. The record is from RefSeq and is a predicted model, not a curated record. The coding region runs from base 1 to 1122 and encodes 373 amino acids. Gene Ontology annotation, molecular function: diacylglycerol O-acyltransferase activity.
AUGAACGGGCACGUUACGCCACGAGAUGAGGCUGCCGCUCCAUCCACUACCAGCCCUACGAAUUCACAUAACUCGGCAAAUGGAGAAAGUAAAGGAAUCAACUGGGCACCUUUGAACAUCGGCCUCGAGCGUCGCUUGCAGACCUUUGUCGUGCUCUGCCACACACUCACAAUCGCAAUCUUCUUGACGGGAUUCUUCUUCACCUGCGCCAUUCCUUUAUUUUGGCCCCUUCUUCUCCCCUAUCUCGUCUACGUCACGCUCUUCUCAACAGCUGCCACCUCGGGUGAACUCAAGGGCAGAAGAAAUUUCCUGCGCCACCUGCCCAUCUGGAAAGUCUACGCCUCGUACUUCCCCGCCCGUCUUCAUCGGGAGGAACCGUUGCCCCCAACCAAGAAGUAUAUCUUCGGCUAUCACCCCCAUGGAAUCAUUUCCCACGGCGCCUUCGCAGCCUUUGCCACCGAAGCGCUCGGCUUCUCCAAGCUCUUUCCGGGCAUCACCAACACCCUUCUCACACUCGAUUCCAACUUCCGCAUUCCCUUCUAUCGCGAGUACGCCAUGGCCAUGGGUCUGGCCAGCGUCUCUCGCGAAUCCUGCGAGAAUCUCCUCACCAAGGGCGGUGCCAACGGGCAAGGCAUGGGCCGCGCGAUCACCAUCGUAGUCGGUGGAGCUCGAGAAUCACUCAAUGCACAGCCAUCUACGCUCCGACUGGUCCUGAAGCGUCGCAAGGGAUUCAUCAAGCUGGCCAUUCGGACAGGGGCGGAUUUAGUACCCGUGCUUGCGUUUGGAGAAAACGACCUCUACGAGCAGGUCCGCUCGGACGAACAUCCUGUCAUUCACAAGGUGCAGAUGCUGGUGAAGCGCACCAUGGGCUUUACCAUCCCGCUUUUCCAUGCGCGAGGAGUAUUCAAUUACGAUGUCGGAUUGAUGCCUUAUCGUCGGCCGUUGAAUAUCGUAGUUGGGAAACCGAUCCCUGUGAUGCAGCAGUCGAAUCGGGACAAGAUCGAUGACAGCUACAUCGAUGAGCUUCAUGCGCGGUACGUGCAGGAGCUAGAACGGUUAUGGGACCAGUGGAAGGAUGUCUAUGCCAAAGACAGGACGGGAGAGCUGGAAAUCAUCUCAUAG